Messenger RNA from Cooperia oncophora, 606 nucleotides. NCBI's taxonomy places the organism in Eukaryota, Metazoa, Nematoda, Chromadorea, Rhabditida, Trichostrongylidae. The record is from the annotation of a GenBank genome assembly.
AUGUCAAAUAUUCGACACAUCAGGCUAAAUUGGAAGUUCUCACGAAAAGAACAAAUCAAAGAAAUUAUGCAUGAGGCGCGCCUAAUGAGACACUUUGAUCAUCCAAACGUUGUUAAAUUCUAUGGAGUUGCUGCCGGUCAGGAACCUCUCAUGGUGAUUAUGGAACUCGCAAAUUGUGGUGCUCUCGACUCCUAUCUCCAAAAGCAAGAACAGCCAAUGGAUAAGAAAAACGAAAUGUGUCUGCAGGCGGCAUGGGGGCUGGAAUACUUGCAUGCGAAAAACGUUCUUCACAGAGAUAUUGCUGCAAGCACGGUAUAUCAGAUGGAUCCGCACAAAAGGGUUCCAAUUAGGUGGCUUGCCCCCGAAACAUUGAAAAUGGCCAUCUACACGCAAAAAACGGAUGUGUUCAGCUUCGGUAUCAUGUGCUGGGAGAUAUACAACAACGGUAUAGAACCGUAUCCAGGAAUGACUGUAGCGGAAGUUAAUCAGAAUGUUAAGGAAGGCUAUCGCAUGGAACUGCCGCCAAAUGUUCACCCUGAUAUACAAGUCUAUGUAAAGGUUAUAGUCACAGUUUCUAUUCAUUCUAGUGUUCAUUCCUGCUCAUAG